GAUUACGUCAUUAGGACCUGCGUACUUGUCGAUCGCGGUGAAUUUGUGGGGAUGAGCAGCUCUACAUGAAGCGAAGUAUGCACUUGCAGGAAACACCGGUCUGCCCUUUGUCUUCAGAUGAUCUGCUUUGGUUUCACAUCUGUCAAUAAAACCGACAGAAAGGGAAAAAACCCUGCAGGACUUCCGUCGGGUAUAAACGAGUCCGGCUGUUAAUAUCGGUGUGCAGCGGUAGGCGAGCCAGUGCAGGAUCAGAUAACGAGGUUGUCUCGUCACACACCACACUAUGCUGGGCUGCUUUCUGCGUGGAGGCUGCAGUCCUCUGGUCUGCUUGUGGGCCCUUCUGCUGCCUCUGGUCUCCCUCAAUCGUUUAAACCAACACAGUCGCAGAGGCCACAGUGUGAGGGACCGGCCAAAGCUGCUGCUCGUAUCCUUCGACGGCUUCCGCUGGGAUUACAUUGAUCGGGUCCCGACGCCGAACUUCCACACCCUCAUAAACGAGGGGGUGACGGUGGAGCACGUGGAGAGCGCUUACAUCACCAAAACCUUCCCCAACCACUACAGCUUGGUGACGGGGCUGUAUGCCGAGACGCAUGGCAUCGUGGCCAACGAGAUGUACGACCCCGCUCUGAAUCGGUCCUUCUCCAUGGAGACAGACAGUAUUUAUGAUUCACGGUGGUGGGACGAGGCGGUGCCUCUCUGGGUGACCAUCCAGAAAGCUGGAGGGCGGAGCGGGGCAGCGAUGUGGCCAGGCUCUGAUGUGAAAAUCAAUGGCACGUUCCCCAAUGAAUACCUCCUGUACAAUGCCUCAGUCCCCUUUGAAACUAGAGUGGAGCGGGUUAUUGAUUGGUUCUCUGCACCCAAAGAAGAAGCAGUGGAUUUUGGAGUUCUCUACUGGGAGGAGCCAGAUGAGAGCGGGCACAAUCUGGGACCUCAGAGUUCCCUCAUGGACGACGUCAUUGCCGGGAUUGAUGAGAAGCUCGGCUUCCUCAUGAACGAGCUAAAGAAGGCAGCGCUGUUUGAAGAAGUGAACCUGAUAGUGACCAGUGACCAUGGAAUGACUCAGCUUUCCACUGAAAAGAUCAUAGAAUUGGAUGUGUACGUGAGCAGAGACCUGUACACCUGGGUGGACAAGAGUCCUGUCGUGGGAAUACUGCCCAAAGAAGGGAAGCUUGACGAGGUGUAUAGUAAGCUGGUGGAUGCAAACCCGAACAUGGUGGUGUACAAGAAGGAAGACAUUCCCGAGCACUUCCAUUAUCAACACAACAUCAGGAUCAUGCCCAUCCUCAUAGAAGCCAAGGAGGGCUGGACCAUCAUGCAGAACAGGACCGGGCCCUUCAUGUUGGGAAACCACGGCUAUGACAACACCCUACGUAGCAUGCAGCCUGUGUUUGUGGCCCGUGGGCCGGCCUUUCGCCAGAAAUACGUCAAGACCUCCAUGCGCUCUGUUGACCUAUACCCUCUCAUGUGCCACAUCCUGUCCAUCCGCCCUCUACCAAACAACGGCUCCCUCUUAAAUGUUCAGGACCUGCUGUCUGUAGAGCCAACUCCACCCAUGCCCAGUAUCCCUACAAGGGUCGACGGGUACUCCUACGCCCCUGUCAUGGGUUCCUUCCUCGGUGUGGUGAUGGUGCUGGGCUUUCUGGUGGUCUACAUCAGACAAGUCACGCUCAAACAGCUGCCCUCACUAAAACACAGAAGCAGGGAGAUGUCACAGCCCUUACUGCAAGAGGACUUGCACCUGUAGCUGAAGAAACAGAAAUGAGGGCAGGCAUAAAAGAAGAGGAGGUAUUGCUCCCCAAGCUAGUCUGCUCUGUCCAGAAGCAUCCCCUAAACGCCUCCCUUGUAUGACAUAAUGCCAUUGUGAUGCUCUUUUUAUUAGUUGGAGAUCAAGGGAAUAGAAUCUAACCUCCUAAUCACGUGUAGAGGUACAUCUUUCCUGCUUGAGUGUAAGGAAAAUGUCUAGGGUUUGCUUCUGGCACAGGCUUAAUAAACCUUUACAUGGGCUUUAUAGUGGCUUUGCUUUGAUUGUGAAUUUUACCUAAUAUCAUCUCGCCAUUUUCAUUGUCAUAAGUAAAAAGUUUAAGCUUAAGAGUGAAAUAUUAACCUGUGAUUCUGGCAAGUAUGAAUGUUUUGAUGGCCACAACCACGACUUGGAUAACAUUAAAGUGUCAGUAUGCUCGAAAAAGAACUUUGUUUGCCUGAAGGUAAAAGUGUUUAUAGUUUAUGGCCACAGUUGUGAAAAGCCGGCCAUCAUAGGGAGGGGCAAGAAGCAAUAAUCGUUGAUAUGGGCAUGACUGCGCACACUUUCAGACAAUCUUUCCUCGAUGGCAUUCAUAGUGCUGCGCUCAUUUGCACAUAGGAGAACAGAAGUAAUGGAGUGUGAAGAGUAAUAAAAGAUAGCUUCAGGGAGAAGUUCAAACCCUGCUUACUUUCUCUUCUCUACACACCUAGCCUGUUGUGUCGUGAAGUGGAGGUGAUGUUGGAUUGUUAUAGAUAUGGAAAAUUAAAGAAGUUUUUAGACUCGGCCAACCCAAUUCCAAAGCCUCUAAGGAGUGGAGGGGGGAGUUAAUAUGCUAUUCAGUGAUCCAAAAAGCCCAUUGCUUGAAGCAUACUGACACUUUAUUACCUGACAGUAACACCGAUGGACGGCAGUAAAUUUUGUUUAUUAAGCCUUGGCACUCGGCCAUGUCAGGUUUUUCCACCAAUUGUUCUACUUGUGGUCUAAGCACUGAAUAAGAAGUUACUUUAAAAUAAAAAUGCUGAUUAAUCAGAAAAGUAUUCAAACCUCAACUCUUUUCAAGAGAUUUACUAGGGUCAGUACUAUAUUUGAAUGUUACUUUGAAGCAGAUGUUCCACUGAAGACUCACUCAAUGUGCCAGGCUGCUGCUCAUUUGUGUAGGUCAUUCCAUGAGCCAAUCACAUCACGACCUAGCUCUUUAAUAGUCAGUUACCAUUUGCCUUUUAACUUAAUGGAGAAAAACUCUCUAAGGUGUGAAUUGUUUGUGUCAGUUUUUUUUGUAGAGUUUGUGUUUGGAGGGCAUUUUCCUAAAUAGAUGACUGUGUACUGCCCUUCUGUUCAUAUGUUGUCAUAACCAUGACCAUUUGUUGGUGAAAUGUGAACUGCGUUUGCUAUUGGUCAGUAUUUUGUCAUAGGGAUUUCUGUUGUUGCUUGGUUGAGAAGACUAUUUCAGCAUGACUUGCAAGAACUGUUCCCCUGAUUUGCACUACAGAAUAGAAAUGAAACAGAAAGAAGGGGCAGUAGUUGGAUGCUUUUUAGGUCAUGUUAUUAUUUGCACUUCUUGUUCGUAGUUACUAUUUAAAAUGAUAAAAAGUUAGGGGCCUCUUGUCAAAAAGCUUUUUAAUUAGCAUAAUCAUAGAAAAUCAAGUAGAAUCCAAAUCUGCCAAUAAAUAAUUCAAAUAUAUUUUCGGCAUCUUUUAGGAAUUUUCUCCUUAUGCUUUUAGAUGCAUUGACUAAAACCUGUGCCCCAAAAAUGACAGACAUCACUGUGAUAUAUACUUUUUACAAAUUCAUAAAUUGAAUGCAUUUAUAUGGAAAUUGUUAAUUUUCUGAUAAUUGUCUUGUUAUAUGAAAGAAGUGUUGUCUGAUAAUUUCCCCAUACCUGUUGACAGAGACAAAUUUAAAAACUUCAUUUGGGAUUGUUAGAAAAUAAGAAAUAUUAGAUCAGGUUUAUCUCAGUUGAUUAUUUACUUGGAUUUAAAGUAUGGAUAUUUAAUAUAAUUUACAAAUUAACUAUCUUUGCCAUGUUGAUGCAAUUAGAGUCUUCUGAAAUUAAAAGGACUUAUGUGAAACUGA
Messenger RNA from Micropterus salmoides (largemouth bass), 3814 nucleotides. RefSeq names its product ectonucleotide pyrophosphatase/phosphodiesterase 5 (gene enpp5). Bases 284 to 1744 code for a protein of 486 amino acids. Lineage: Eukaryota; Metazoa; Chordata; Actinopteri; Centrarchiformes; Centrarchidae. The record is from RefSeq and is a predicted model, not a curated record. The transcript has 4 exons.